Molecule: messenger RNA, 1662 nt
Organism: Stegastes partitus (bicolor damselfish)
Lineage: Eukaryota; Metazoa; Chordata; Actinopteri; Pomacentridae
Product: copine-4
Exons: 15
Coding region: 1-1662 (553 amino acids)
Biological process (GO): cellular response to calcium ion
Cellular component (GO): plasma membrane
Molecular function (GO): calcium-dependent phospholipid binding
Source: RefSeq, a predicted model, not a curated record
AUGAGUGACAUCUACGAGUCCGCGGCGAACUCUCUGGGUUUGUUCAGCAGCCCCUGCCUCACCAAAGUGGAGCUCCGCCUCACCUGUAAGGGCAUCUCAGACCGGGACGCUCUGUCCAAGCCCGACCCCUGCUUCGUCCUCAAGAUGCAGUCUCAUGGCCAGUGGAUGGAGGUGGACCGGACCGAGGUGAUCCGGAGCUGUGUGAACCCCUCCUACUCCAAGGUCUUCACUCUGGACUUUUACUUUGAGGAGGUGCAGCGUCUGCGCUUCGAGCUGUACGACAUCAACAGCAGCCACAACGGGCUGAAGGAGGCCACCUUCCUGGGGUCGGUGGAGUGCACGCUGGGCCAGAUCAUCUCCCAGAGGAAACUGUCCAAAGCUCUGCUCAGACCAGGAGGCACCGUAGGAAAGGCCAUCAUCACGAUCACAGCAGAGGAGCUGACGGGGAACGACGACUACAUCGAGCUCUCCUUCAGCGCCCGGAAGCUGGACGAUAAGGACUUCUUCAGUAAAUCGGAUCCGUUCCUGGAGAUCUACAGGCUGAACGACGACGCAACCCUGCAGCUCGUCUACAGAACUGAGACUGUUAUGAAUAAUCUCAACCCUGUUUGGAAAACCUUCAAAGUCUCUCUCAACUCGCUCUGCAGUGGAGACCACGAACGCAAGCUGCAGUGCACCGUCUGGGACUGGGACUCCAACGGCAAACACGACUACAUCGGCGAGUUCGAGGCCACGUUCAAGGAGAUGAGAGGAGCCAUCGAUGGACGGCAGGUGCAGUGGCCGUGUAUAAACCCCAAAUACAAAGUGAAGAAGAAGAACUACAAGAACUCUGGCAUCGUUAUUCUGAACCAGUGCAAGAUCAUCAAGAUGCACUCGUUUCUGGAUUACAUCAUGGGAGGCUGUCAGAUCCAGUUUACUGUAGCCAUCGACUUCACGGCGUCCAACGGAGAUCCGCGUAACAGCUGCUCUCUGCAUUACAUCCACCCCUAUCAGCCCAACGAGUACCUGAAGGCGCUGGUGGCGGUGGGAGAGAUCUGCCAAGACUACGACAGUGACAAAAUGUUCCCGGCGUUCGGCUUCGGCGCUCGGAUCCCUCCUGACUUCAAGGUCUCCCACGACUUUGCGGUGAAUUUUAACGAAGAGAACCCCGAGUGUGCAGGUAUCCAGGGGGUGGUCGAGGCCUACCAGGCCUGUCUACCCAAGCUGCAGCUCUACGGCCCCACCAACAUCGCCCCCAUCAUCCAGAAGGUUGCCAACUCAGCCUCGCAGGAGGUCCACACCAAAGAGGCCAUGCAAUACUUCAUCUUGCUGAUCCUGACAGACGGCGUCAUCACCGACAUGGCCGACACGAGGGAGGCCAUUGUCCAGGCCUCCCACCUCCCCAUGUCCGUCAUCAUCGUCGGGGUUGGAAACGCUGACUUCAGCGACAUGCAGAUGCUGGAUGGCGACGACGGGAUCCUACGAUCGCCCAAAGGAGAGCCCGUCCUCCGGGACAUCGUCCAGUUCGUUCCCUUCCGCAACUUCAAACAUGCCUCUCCGGCUGCUCUGGCUAAGAGUGUCCUAGCAGAAGUGCCCAACCAGGUGGUUGACUACUACAACAGCAAGGGCAUCAAGCCCAAAGUGCCCAGCGAGUACCAGUCUUCCAGGCCGUUUGGCCCCUGA